CCAUUUAUUUUCAAGUCAUUCUACCACCAUCGGGACUGAAGUCGCUCUCUGUGUUUUCAGAAUGUGGGCCCCUCCCUUGAAUAACUGAGUGUCACUUCCUCUCCCCUCCCCUCCUCUCACCCUCAUACGCCGCCACAGACAGUGGUAGAAGUCGACAGAAACGAUCAGACCGUCUGUAGGAGGUGUAGGACCGCUGGCUGUAGAGCUCGGAAAUCCAGGGAAACCUAACUGGCAGUGAACAGCGGAGCGUGGAAACGCAGGGGAAGAUCGGAGCCCGACCGCCGAGCGGAUCCUGCCACCAUGUGCACGGGGAAGUGUGCGCGCUGCAUCGGGGGGGCGCUCAUCCCCCUGGCCAUCAUCUCCAUCCUCUGCAACAUUAUCCUCUUCUUCCCCGACGGGAAGACCAAGUAUGUGACGGAGGAGAAAGAUGGCUACGGCCCCCGCAUCACCCAGGAAGUGAAAUACAUGGGGGGUCUCGUCGGAGGGGGCAUCCUGGUGCUGAUCCCAGCGAUCCACAUCCACAGCACUGGAACCAUGGGGCUGUUCGCCAAUCGCUGUGGGAUGUUCCUGUCCAUCGCGUUGGCCGCCGUCGGGGUGAUUGGCGCCCUCUACAGUCUCACCGUGGCGGUGCUCGGCAUCGUCAAUGGUCCCACCUGUCGUGGACUUAUCCUGUGGGGCACGCCUUUCAAAGACAGGCAGGACAGCUACCUGAACAACAGGAAUCUCUGGAGCUUGUGCAGGGAGCCCAGUAACGUGGUGGAGUUCAACCUGGGGCUCUUCUCCAUCCUCCUGGGGGCCAGCAUCCUAGAGCUGCUGCUCUGCGGCUUCCAGAUGGUCAACGGGCUUUUCGGGUGCCUGUUCGGGACGUGCCUGAGGAAAGGGGUGCUGUGAGGCGCCCCGUAGGCAUCCCUCCUGGCUCUGCGGUGGGACGUACCUCCUCCAUAGCGUCCACUCAGGACCAGAGAAGUUCCCUGGUUUCUUCAGUAAACCUCCACUUAAGGGUGUUACUGGAAUGGAGUUAAUGGCUUUCUGCUUCAGCGGUCUAAUAUCUGCACAGCUUUCUUUGCCAUGAUGUCAUGCUCUCACAUUAGAACUAACUCACCCCCCCAGCAGCAGAAACGAUGCCAUCCAUCCAUCCAUCCAUCCAUCACCAUUCCUCCGCCUCGCUCUCAGCCUAGUGUGAUCUCAUCGUGCGUCAUGGUUGUUUCAUGCAUUGUUUUUGUUUACAGAAUAAAACCAUGUUUUAUCGUUG
Paramormyrops kingsleyae is the source of this 1252-nucleotide messenger RNA. RefSeq names its product transmembrane 4 L6 family member 5-like. The record is from RefSeq and is a predicted model, not a curated record. Lineage: Eukaryota; Metazoa; Chordata; Actinopteri; Osteoglossiformes; Mormyridae. Gene Ontology annotation, cellular component: membrane.